This is a messenger RNA of Aureobasidium namibiae CBS 147.97, 1170 nucleotides long. RefSeq lists its product as uncharacterized. The transcript is spliced from 2 exons. The record is from RefSeq and is a predicted model, not a curated record. Bases 1 to 1170 code for a protein of 389 amino acids. Lineage: Eukaryota; Fungi; Ascomycota; Dothideomycetes; Dothideales; Saccotheciaceae.
AUGGAGUCGCAAGCGGGCAAUCGCAUACGCACCUCACGUCGGUCGCACACCAACCUCGCCAACCUUAGACUCGCCCCUCUCUCACGAGACAUCAGUCCUGUGGACGGGCGACGAGACAUGUCCGCAUGGCCGCACACAUCCUAUAUCGAAGGCAAGUCUGCACCUACAACGCCGAGUAUCCUUGGUCGCAGCUCGAGUCGCCGACAACUGGGCGGAGCUGGCCUGAGUCGCAAACUUUCCAUCCACGAUGCCGAGUAUGCUCCAGUACAAGUCACAGCACAAGGUCUGCCGCGCAGUGGCUUGCGUCCGGAUGCCGGGGACCAUGUUAUGCCAAAGGCGAAGAGUGAGGCUGCUCUGAACCAGCGACCUACUCGCGCUGGUCUGCCAAAACUACGCACGCCUCUACUUCAUCCCCAUUCUGGUUCUCUUGCAGUCAAGCCGUACGACAAGCAACACGACGACGACUGGUUCACUCGCGCAGGCUUAACCACGACAUCCAUGCUACGAGAGUCAAAGGGACAGUCAUGGCUGACCUCGCGCCAGUCAUCAACAUCACUCCAACUGCUACAAUCCUCAGACGAUGAAGAAGAUGCUCUGGCCAGCAAAAGCGCCGUCUCUCUACAACGUCUCCACUUCGCCGACGACGAGUUCAGUCCAGAGACACCGCGUGCGACCAGCAGAUGGGGCAGCCGAUUCGGCAGCCGCGCCGCCAGUACCCGGACCAGCCGUCGCAACAGCAAAGUCGACUUGGACUCGCCAAAACUACUCCACCGCGAUCCAUCCGACUACUUUGGAAAUGCUGUCAUGGAGCCCGAUACAUCUGUCAGACCCGACUUUGUAGACCCGCGAGAUUAUUCAGACAGUGAAGAUCCGGAACAGGAGGUCGCGAGGUUGGCUAGGGAAGCUUCGUUUGGCUUUGGUUCGUUGGUUGAUAGGCUGAUUGGGUGGACUCUGUUUGAUGUUGCCGAGGACAGGGAGGCUACGGAUGUCGAGGCUGAGGAUGAGACGCCGACUACACGUGAGAGAGUGGUGCGUACGCCUGUGCGACCGCCAUCACCUCCUCGGCCUAGACAAGCCGUCGGUGAAGCUGAUCGGCAGGGUGAUGUCGAAGAAGGUGCUUGGAAAGAUGCAGCGUGGUUGCUUGGUGUUGCCUCCAAGGUCUUGCUUUGA